Myxocyprinus asiaticus (Chinese sucker) is the source of this 2235-nucleotide messenger RNA. RefSeq names its product mediator of RNA polymerase II transcription subunit 26-like. The transcript has 5 exons. Bases 480 to 2045 code for a protein of 521 amino acids. Gene Ontology annotation, molecular function: transcription coregulator activity. NCBI's taxonomy places the organism in Eukaryota, Metazoa, Chordata, Actinopteri, Cypriniformes, Catostomidae. The record is from RefSeq and is a predicted model, not a curated record. Gene Ontology annotation, biological process: regulation of transcription by RNA polymerase II; positive regulation of gene expression. Gene Ontology annotation, cellular component: core mediator complex; nucleus; mediator complex.
UUAUACGUGCAUGCUCUGCACAUUAUUACGCCCAUUUGUGUGAUUUUUAAAAGUACUUUAUUCAGAUUAUCUAUACAAUGCAUAAAAUGUAUGUUUGACUUGUUCACUCUAGUGAGGGAAGAGGGCAUUUAUUAUUUUCCUGUCUGGUGGCAAUUGCAGUAAAUCUAUCAGUGGAUGUUGAACAAGGCUUCAUUGUCUAACAAUGAAAAGAUCUUUAUCAAGACCUCAGCAACUCAAAGAGCAGCUCCUUCAGGCCAUUGAUGCUCAAAAUAAUUGAUUCACAUUCUUUGUGCAUAUCGCCACCUACUGGUUGGGGCUGGUCAACGGUGGAGAUUUAAAGUAAAAAAAGGAUUUAAAUAUAUCACUCACACCCAUCAUAUAGGGUGACAGACAGCCUAUCAAUAAUCACUCUUGUAGGGUCAUGUGUUGUGAAGUUCAAUGAUUUCCCAACAUUUUUUGAACACUGAUCAGUUGGCAAAAUGGAAGAUAGCGGUUCCUCGGUGCAGUGCGCGUACCCAUGGCUAUACUUAGAAAAUAUGUUCCAGUUUUCUGAAAAUGUUAAAGAUUCGUUUCGUUUUAAAUGUUUGCUUUGUUUUCCUAAAACAAACCAAAUCACAGCCUUCAAAAACUUGCCGUCCAAACUGCGGAAGCAUUUUGAGAUUCAGAAUUUGGCGGCCGUAUUGGACGUAAUAUGCUGUCUGGAAAAUUACCCCAUGACAAAAGAGGCUCUGGUGGAAACCAGGCUUGGAAAGCUGAUCAACGAUUUGAGAAAAAGGAGCACAGACGAAGAGCUUGUUAAACGUUUGAAAAAACUCGUACGAAGUUGGCAGAGGCUUCUAGGACUAAAUGAAGCCACAGCAAAAGAGUUCUCAUGCUGUGCGGACAGAAUCAAAUCGGCUCAAGCAGAAUGCAUUUCUGGAUCAACUCAAACCUUGUCUGAAAAUCACAGUAAAACAGUUUCCUGCAGUAAUGUGAGCCAAAGAGAUGAAAUGUCUCGUCCUGUGGCGGGUCAACCCAUCAAUUAUCUUGCCAUUGUCAGACCAAGUCGAAUUCCUGUCCGUGCAAUCAAACCUUAUUCCUCAUUCCUCGAGCAUCCAAAACAAUCUAGUGCUUCCUCGAGCCUGAGAACAUCUCUGUCUAAUCAACAUUCCCAAGACCACAAAAACAUAAUUGUCAGAGACUUCCAGAAGUCCCAAAGAUGCGGCACCUCUACCAACCCCAGCACCACAAAAAACAUAUUAGUUGCCACAGAACCAGCACUGUGCAGCACUACACUUGAUCUACCUUCAAAAUCUUCCAUCCAGGAUUCACACACAAAGACAUCAGAGCUCAUGAAGAACCAAAACAACUUACUCAAACCUGCACCUUUGAAAGUUAACCUGUGCUCGCUCGAUGAGGUCUCCAGGGGAAUGACAGAGACAAACUUAGGGACAUUUGAGAAUAAAACGAAGAAGAAUCAGCAUAGCAGCCGUACCAACAAACUCGAGGAACGUUGCACAGAAGACGGUACCAAACCUGCGCAAUUAAUAGGAAACAAGUUGCCGUAUGACCCUCAUCCUCAACAAAUCAAAUCUAUAUCAAACAACAGCACAUCUGACCAGUUGAAAUGCUUUUGUUCUUUCCAGCAGACAAACUGGAGAGAGCUGUCACAAAGUACGAUUAUUGCACCCGACCCGAACCUUCAGAAUAGCUUGCAGACCUCAGACAGUCAAAUUUUAGGGAUGAACUUCUCUGAGUCUGAAAACUCGAAGCAAGAGAAAGACUAUACCGAAGAGUGCCGAAAAACACCAAUGUUUAUACCAGAUUUCCCUGUCACAGACCUGCCAGGGGUGAGUCGAAAGCUCACUGAUAGAGACCUCCACAGGAUGCACCGUCAGCAGUGGCAUGGCGUGAAUGGCUGUUAUGAUAACCAGAAUAACUGGCACGAUUGGACUCAGUCCAUAACUCUGGAUCCAUAUGCGGAUGGGAGUAAACUUAAGAUCUCUCCUUAUGUUUGCUUAGAUUACAGACAUUGUAGUCUUAAUAGUCCAAAUGUGUAUUCAUGACAAUCUUAGACUGUAUUUUGGACCCAAACACCAAAGGUGUGUGUCUUGGUUUAUUCAAAUCAAAUUAUUCUAUUGGUGUGUAUGGCCCCAUAAUUGUUGCUUGCAGCUUAUUUUUGUUUGUUAUUCUGCUGUAGUUUUCUCUUAUUGUGUAUCUCUUUUUAAUGCUACAUUUAAAUAAAUGCUUAAUUUA